AUAAUUCCAUAGCUGUGCCGCGCGGUGCAUUCUGGUAGUAGUUGAAAGAUUCAAGAUGGCGGCGAGCAGGAGACUACACAAGGAGCUUGAAGAAAUCCGCAAAUCUGGGAUGAAAAAUUUCCGUAACAUUCAAGUCGAUGAAUCAAACAUAUUGACAUGGCAAGGCCUCAUUGUUCCAGACAACCCUCCAUAUGACAAAGGGGCGUUCAGGAUCGAGAUCAUCUUCCCUGCAGAAUACCCUUUCAAACCACCCAAGAUCACAUUCAAAACGAAGAUCUACCACCCCAACAUUGACGAGAAGGGACAGGUCUGCCUGCCUGUCAUUAGUGCAGAGAACUGGAAACCAGCCACCAAAACUGACCAAGUAAUUCAGUCGCUCAUUGCCCUGGUGAACGACCCACAGCCAGAACACCCUCUGAGGGCCGACCUAGCAGAAGAAUACUCAAAAGACCGUAAAAAAUUCUUUAAGAAUGCAGAUGAGUUUACAAAGAAACACGGCGAAAAGCGGCCAGUGGACUAACAAUAACCAGACAAGUGUGUAGCCCCAGACCCCUCCUACUCCUCUGAUCCUCUUCCCCUCGCUCUACUGCCUUCCUCCCGACACCCAAAUGAUAUCCUCUAUCCCUCCCACUUUCCCUCCUUCUCCUCUCCUUUCCACGUGUCACUCUAGUCGAGCUGGAGAAGUACAGCGCAGCUGCAGCCUCAGUCUUCAAGCAGGACGCCGCGAGGACAUCCGAUCUGAGUUUCUGGUGUUAGCUUGAGGCCCUUACUAACUUUCUACUAUGUUGUUUAUUUUUCCUUUCUCAACUUUGAAAGCAUCAAAAUUUGCUUAGAGGAUAACUUAAGACAAAGAAGUUGGAAAUUGUACAGGGCGUUUCAGUAACGAAUGCUGUUUGACCCUUUUGUAAUGAGAAAAUGAAUCAUUGCAUUAUUACACAAAACUUUCAAAAACUACUUUUGGAAGUGACACUUCAUUUAAAACAAAGAUGGAUUGUAAUUUAUCAUGUACAUUAUUAUUAAUAUGUUGUUGUUCCCUCUUCUUACAUUUGUGCUCUCUGAUUUCCGCAAAACAAAAAAGGAGACGUCAAGGAGGAAUACGCAGCGACGGCGACCGAUUAUUUCACAUAACCUUUUUACUUUCACUGCACUUGUUGGGUUGCGCGGUACGUCUAAGGGGCAGGCUACUUUCAGCCCUUUACCAAGCCUCGAAUCGGCAAAACCGCUGUAAAGUCCGUAACAAAAGGAGCCGAUAUUGCUAUGAAAUACAUUUUUGUUUCGCAAAUGAAAAAAAGGAAGGAUGAAAACAAUGCUCUUUGUGUGAGUGAACGUAAUUUUCCAUGACGAUCACUCAUUUUAAACAUCUCUUUUAACAUGUUUCAUAGGAAAUUCUUGUAUAUUGAUUAUUUGGGUUUAAUCAUGGAAACGGCCCCUAGAUUUACAGAGAUGUACGCUACUGAGAAUUAUUAUUACUCCCAUUUUCUCCCAACACCGAAUAAACACAGUAGUUGACCGUGAGUUUUCUAGAACAUUCUCUACAGUUUCUUUAAAGGAUAUCAUUCAGUCUGUCGUAUUCCAUUUUUACGCCACUCUUUAUAAUGCAGAGAGGUUAUUCGGGCUUUUUCUAGUUCAAGAUAUUUCAGUAAUAUUUGCUUAUGCAUUUGGGUGAAGUCUCUCGCAGAAUGCCUUGUUGAAAACGUAUUUUCGUGCAGCAUCAGACUUCAAAAACGUUCCACAUUUGUAUACCAAAAUAAAAAAGGAAGAACAAGCAAUGUUACACUCAAACAUUGGCUAAAUUCACUUAUGAUCUGCUUAGGGCUUUCAUAUCAAAAUCAACCAAUCCAAUAGGUUUCCCCAGUUUAAAACGGCAUUAUGGAUUUGUGUGAUAAAUCAAAUCUGAACUCGAGCAUUUAAUGAUCGUUUAACCUGAAUAUAUUAGCUUUAGUAAACUAUAUAUUUAUGAGGACUACUACUUCAACCCCAAACUGUUGCUUCAAUUACAGCUUAUUCUAAAAUGCCAUUAAUAGCCUGAAACAUACAGGUUAUAAACAUGUUAACCCUAAUAUGUGACAAAACGUUGAACUCCCCAAAUAAAGGCUAUUUUGACCUAGUUCUGAAUGAAUGUUUCAAUAGGAUGGAUGCUCGGCGUACAAAUGUAUUCCUAUGGUGCAACUGGUUGGUUUAAGCACAUUAUAGUGUUUACUAGUACAUACAAAAUAUAGUGCAGCGAAAUUGCUGUGCUCAUUUUUUUACUUUCAAUCCUAAAUCACUUUCACCAUCGUAAUACUUGUUUCAAAGCUAUUUUUAAAUUUCAGAAAGAAAUCCAGAGUUAAAUUAACUUUUUAUUUUAGGUUCAUAAAAAUAUAAAUACAUUCGUUAAAAACAUUGUACCCAAAAGUACCUUUGAUUUUUCAAUAUAUAAAGUAAUUGCUACAUGUUCAGCUGAUUUAAAAUCUUCAUAUAGUUUGUUACAGUCAUAAAUAUGGCUUUGCUGUUAGAUUUUACAGUUCUCUGCAAUAUUAAUAUCUGGAU
Messenger RNA from Sinocyclocheilus anshuiensis, 2529 nucleotides. RefSeq names its product ubiquitin-conjugating enzyme E2L 3b (gene ube2l3b). The record is from RefSeq and is a predicted model, not a curated record. Lineage: Eukaryota; Metazoa; Chordata; Actinopteri; Cypriniformes; Cyprinidae. The coding region runs from base 56 to 520 and encodes 154 amino acids. The transcript has 4 exons.